GUGGUCUCCAAUCCUGCAGGAGGACUGGAAAAUGGCGCAUUGUUGUUGCAAGGUAAUCGCGUUAGUUAGCCUAGCACAUCGAUCGAUAAUGUAACUUUUGAUUAUUUUAUAACAAAUAUUUACAAUUUGCGUGCAUGGUACGAGUUCAAUCGCUAGCUAGCAUUAGCUUCUAUCACAACAACACAGAUUCUUUGUUUUCGCACAAGCGAUCUGAUCAUAAUGGGUUAUUUGAAGCUAAUAGAGAUCGAAAACUUCAAAUCUUACAAGGGCCGACAAAUCAUCGGCCCAUUUCACAAGUUCACUGCGAUAAUUGGGCCCAAUGGAUCCGGCAAGUCCAACCUCAUGGACGCCAUCAGCUUUGUGCUGGCUGAGAAGACCAGUAACCUGCGUGUGAAGACUCUGAAGGACCUGAUCCACGGAGCUCCCGUGGGGAAACCAGCAGCCAACAGAGCGUUUGUGAGCAUGGUGUACCAUGAGGACAGUGGAGAAGAGCGCACCUUCACUAGAAUCAUCAUUGGCUCGUCGUCAGAGUACCGAAUCAACAGUAAGGUGGUGAAUCUGGCAGAGUACAGCGAGGAGCUGGAGAAACUAGGCAUCCUCAUCAAGGCCAGGAACUUCCUCGUCUUCCAGGGUGCUGUGGAGUCCAUAGCCAUGAAGAACCCUAAGGAGCGUACGGCUCUGUUUGAGGAGAUCUCCCGGUCUGGGGAGUUGGCUCAGGAGUACGACCGCAGGAAGAAGGAGAUGGUGACGGCUGAGGAGGACACACAGUUCAACUACCACCGCAAGAAAAACAUCGCUGCGGAACGCAAAGAGGCCAAGCAGGAGAAAGAGGAGGCUGAGCGUUACCAGCGUCUGAAGGACGAGGUGGUGAAAGCCCACGUCCAGAUGCAGCUGUUCAAACUGUAUCACAAUGAUGCUGAGAUCGAGAAGCUGAACCGCGAUCUGUCGCAACACAACAAGGGCAUUGACAAGGACCGCAAGAAGAUGGACCACGUGGAGGAGGAACUGAAGGAGAAGAAGAAAGAGCUGGGGAGGAUGAUGAGAGACCAACAGACUGUGGAGAAAGAGAUCAAGGAGAAGGACGCUGAGCUGAACCAAAAGCGACCCCAGUACAUCAAGGCCAAAGAAAACACCUCCCACAAGAUCAAAAAACUAGAAGCAGCCAAGAAGUCCCUCCAGAACGCCCAGAAGCUGUACAAGAAGAGGAAGGGGGACAUGGAUGAGUUGGAGAAAGAACAGGGAGCGGUGGAGAUGGCCCGGCAGGAGUUCGACGACCGAAUGGAGGAGGAGGCCCAGAGUCAGGGACAGGACCUCACACUGGAGGAAAAUCAGGUGAAGGUGUACCACCGUCUGAAGGAGGAGGCCAGUAAGCGGGCGGCCACUCUUGCCCAGGAGCUGGAGAAGUUCAACAGAGACCAGAAGGCAGAUCAGGAUCGCCUCGACCUGGAAGAGAGGAAGAAAGUGGAGACUGAGGCAAAGAUCAAGCAGAAGAUCCGUGAGAUAGAGGAGAACCAGAAGCGUAUUGAGAAGCUGGAGGACUACAUUACCACCAGCAAGCAGUCUCUGGAUGAACAGAAGAGAAUGGAGGAGGAGCUGACUGAGCAGGUGGAGGGGGCAAAGAACAGGAUCGAUGAGAUCAACCUAGAACUCAAUCAGGUGAUGGAGCAGCUAGGAGACGCCAGGAUCGACAGACAGGAGAACAGCAGGCAGGCACGCAAAGCAGAGAUCAUGGACAGCAUCAAGAGACUGUACCCCGGAUCUGUGUACGGCCGUCUGAUCGACCUGUGUCAGCCCACUCAGAAGAAGUUUCAGAUCGCUGUGACCAAGGUGCUGGGCAAGAACAUGGACGCCAUUAUCGUGGACUCAGAGAAGACCGGUAGAGACUGUAUCCAGUACAUCAAAGAGCAGAGAGGAGAGCCGGAGACCUUCCUGCCACUCGACUAUCUGGAGGUGAAGCCUACAGAUGAGAAGCUGCGUGAGCUGCGUGGAGCCAAGCUGGUGAUCGAUGUGAUCCGCUACGAGCCGCCUCACAUUAAGAAGGCCCUGCAGUACGCCUGUGGUAACGCACUGAUCUGUGAGAACGUAGAGGACGCUCGACGCAUCGCCUUCGGAGGGCCCUACAGACACAAGACGGUGGCCCUGGACGGUACACUUUUCCAGAAGUCUGGUGUGAUCUCGGGUGGAGCCAGUGAUCUGAAGGCUAAGGCCAGGCGCUGGGAUGAGAAGGCUGUGGACAAACUCAAGGACAAGAAGGAGAAACUCACUGAGGAACUCAAGGAGCAAAUGAAGGCUAAGAGGAAGGAGGCAGAGCUGCGUCAGGUCCAGUCUCAGGCCCACGGCCUCCAGAUGAGACUAAAAUACUCCCAGAGUGACCUGGAACAGACCAAGACCCGCCACCUCUCCCUCAACAUGCAGGAGAAGUCUAAGCUGGAGAGUGAGCUGGCUAACUUCUGCCCUCGCAUCAACGACAUCAAGAGGAUCAUCCAAUCCCGUGAGAAGGAGGUCAAUGAUCUGAGAGACCGUAUGAACGUUGUGGAAGACGAAGUGUUCAUCGAGUUCUGUAAGGAGAUCGGAGUCAGGAACAUCAGAGAGUUCGAGGAGGAGAAGGUCAAGAGGCAGAACGAGAUCGCAAAGAAACGGCUGGAGUUUGAGACCCAGAAGACUCGUCUGGGCAUCCAGCUGGACUAUGAGAAGAACCAGCUGAAGGAGGACCAAGAGAAGGUCAUGAUGUGGGAGCAGACCGUCAAGAAGGACGAUGCCGAGAUAGAGAGACUCAAGAAGGAGGAGCACCGCCACAUGAAGACCAUAGAUGAGACCAUGGCCCAGCUGCAGGACCUGAAGAACCAGCACCUCACCAAGAAGUCAGAGGUCAACGACAAGAACCACCAGAUGGAGGAGAUACGUAAGAAACUGGGAGGAGCCAACAAGGAGCUGACCCAGCUGCAGAAAGAGGUGACGGCCAUCGAGACCAAGCUGGAGCAGAAACGCAGCGACCGCCACAACCUGCUGCAGGCCUGUAAGAUGCAGGACAUCAGACUGCCGCUAUGCUCUGGGACCAUGGACGACAUCGGCCAGGGAGAGGUACUAAACACACUCUUUAUUUUUCUCGCUGACGCCGCUGGCGAGGAUGAGAUCAAAGGAGAGAUGCACACACUGCAGCAGCCGCUCAACGACGAGCAGUCUAUACUGCAGAGGAUCAGCGCACCCAACAUGAAGGCCAUGGAGAAACUAGAGUCUGUCAGGGACAAGUUCCAGGAGACCAGCGAUGAGUUUGAGGCGGCCCGUAAGAGAGCCAAGAAGGCCAAGCAGGCGUUUGAGCAGAUCAAGAAGGAGAGGUUUGACCGCUUUAACGCCUGUUUUGAGGCUGUAUCCACCAACAUCGAUGAGAUCUACAAAGCCCUGUCACGCAACAGCUCUGCCCAGGCCUUCCUUGGGCCAGAGAACCCUGAGGAGCCUUACCUGGAUGGGAUCAACUAUAACUGUGUGGCCCCUGGAAAGAGGUUCAGACCCAUGGACAACCUGUCUGGAGGGGAGAAGACUGUAGCCGCCCUGGCUCUGCUGUUCGCCAUACACAGCUACAAGCCUGCCCCAUUCUUCGUCCUGGAUGAGAUUGAUGCUGCUCUGGACAACACCAACAUCGGCAAGGUGGCCAACUACAUUAAGGACCAGUCAGUGAAUACUCAGGCUAUAGUGAUCUCUCUGAAGGAAGAGUUCUACACCAAGGCUGACUCGCUCAUCGGGGUCUAUCCAGAGCAAGGAGAUUGCGUCAUCAGCAAAGUACUAACCUUUGACCUGUCUGUGUACCAUGACGCCAACCCCAACCCCAAUGAGUAGAACCCCAACCAGCAGGACAUCACUCGGAGGAGAGRAGCGAAAUUAAACGACAGGCAUACCUUUWAACUCAUUGGCAUUUUGACAUUCUGCUUGGUCAACUGAACCAUGGUUGUAUUCCUUAGGGCAGGCAACUGAAAACGUUUUAAAACAUUUUGUAACUGUUAAGAGAAUUAUGUUCUCAAUGUUCAUAAACCAAUUCAAUCAAACUA
Molecule: messenger RNA, 4043 nt
Organism: Salvelinus sp. IW2-2015
Lineage: Eukaryota; Metazoa; Chordata; Actinopteri; Salmoniformes; Salmonidae
Source: RefSeq, a predicted model, not a curated record